Messenger RNA from Pelagomonas calceolata, 1239 nucleotides. NCBI's taxonomy places the organism in Eukaryota, Pelagophyceae, Pelagomonadales, Pelagomonadaceae. The record is from the annotation of a GenBank genome assembly.
GUGACACUUCACUAGCAUCUUGCGCUCACAAGUUGCUACGAGCGAACUCAUCGAAUCAUAUCUUGACAGCUGCGCAUGCGCACCCUCUGCUGUAUAAUAAUGGCUGCUGCAUGGCCAACAACAGCGCUGCGCGCCGUCCUGGGUGGUUCAGGUUCCGCAAUCAUGCACGAGCCGGCAAUCGUCGACGCCGUCCUCAAGCUCACAAGCAAGCCGGCGAAGGAUUGCCUCCUGUGCUACCUCGGCACGGCGACGUACGACCUGGCCGCGAACCGCGAGAAGCAGGUGAGCGGAUUUCGCAGUCGCGGCGUCGCCGUCGAGGCGCUGGACGUCGCGCGCAUGCCACCGACGCCAGGAGCCGUCGAAGCUCUUUUGGCGCGCGCUGACAUCGUGCUGGUCAGCGGCGGAAACACACUGUUUGCGGUGGACCGCUGGAAGCGCUUCGGCUUAGACGAGGAGCUGCGAAAGGCGGCGGCGCGGGGAUGCGUGCUAACCGGCGGGUCUGCGGGCGCCAUCUGCUGGUUCGACGCCGGCCACAGCGAUAGCGCGGACCCCGAAUCCUACGCGGACGCCAUGAUCGCAGGCGGUUCUGCCGAGGCGAGCACGCAGGGCGCGUCCGGCAGCGACGCAAAGCCCUGGGAGUACAUCCGGUGCGGGGGGCUCGGAGUCUUGCCCGGAUUGUGCUGCCCGCACCACGACCGGACACAGUCAAACGGCGUGCUCCGUGCGGACCUGUGUGGAAAUCAACCAGUGAGUCGGGUGCACUGGCUCCGGGUGAGGAACCGACAUCGCCACGCCAUCGAGCAGGUGUCGCGUCGAUGGCGUGGAGGUCGACGCGGCGAUUCAGCACGAACGCGCCGUAAAUUUGAUUUCCACACAAGGCGCCGACGACUUCGACGCGAUGAUGCGCCGGCACAACGGGGAAACGGGCGUAUGCAUCGACCACUUCGCGGCGCUCGUCGUCGACGGCGCCGACUACUCGAUUCUGUCUUUAGAAGGCAAGCCAGGGACGGCGCUCGCCGACCGCGACGUUCCGAACUUUACAGGCACUGGAGCACCGUGGAUAUGGCUCAAGCGCGUCGAGGGCGAAAGCGUCGUUGCUACGCGUCUAGCGCCGCGCGGACGCCUCGCCGACGCGCUGACGCCGGCGACGGCAAUCGUCGAGGACCCGCGCGUCGAGGCGGCCCGCGCGGCGAACCCGUCGGACGUGGACCGGCCUUAAAUCUCUACUACUCUGUGUGA